CUCAGCUCGCGCGCGCCAUGGUUGUGGAGGCCAACUCAGGGAGCACGCUGGCGGCCGUCGGCGUGGCCGGCACCGGCAGCAGCAUGGCCGUGCACGGCCACCAGCUUUCGACCGUGGUGCCGAGCUCGGUGACCGGGGAGGAGGUGAACUACGAGCUCGCGGACGCCGACUUGCUCCACAAGCUGCAUUACGUACGCGCGGUGCACGUGUUCCGCGCGCCGACCGGCGUCGCAGCGCCUCCGCUCACCAUCCGGGAGCUGAAAGAGCCCAUGUUCCCGUGGCUGGACAUGUACUUCCCCGUCAGCGGCCGGCUCCGGCGGCGUCAAGCGGCCGAGGGCGAAGAGGCCGCCGCGGCGGCGGUGGGGCGGCCCUACGUGCGGUGCAACGACUGCGGCGUGCGCAUCGUGGAGGUCACCUGCGGCGCCACCGUGGAGCAGUGGCUGGAGGCGGAGGCGGAGCGCGGCGGGCUGUGCAAGGCGCUGGCCUACGACAAGGUGAUCGGGCCGGAGCUCUUCUUCUCGCCGCUGCUCUACGUGCAGGUCACCAGCUUCAAGUGUGGGGGGAUGGCCCUCGGCUUCACGUGGGCGCACCUCAUCGGCGACAUCCCCUCCGCCGUUGCCAGCUUCAGAAAGUGGGCGCAGGUCCUCGGCGGCAACAAGGCCCCGGCGCCAACCCUGCGAGACCCACUCGCCGUGCCGCCGUCGGCCCCACCUACCAGCGUGACGGUCCCGCCGUCGGUCAAGGCCACCGCGGCCCCCGUCGGCGAUCACUGGGUGGUCCCGACCACCCAUGACAUGGUGUCCUUCUCCUUCCACGUCACCGAGCAGCAGCUGCAGGGACUCCAGCUCAGCGCGACCAAGGGUCAUCAUCGGCGCGAGGUUGUGGGCCCGUUUGAACUGGUCUCCGCGCUGAUGUGGCGGGCGCUGGCCGCGAUCCGAGGCCCCGAGGAGGAGGAGGCGACGCGCAUGGUGACCGUCGUGAAGACUGGACCGGCGCCGACGUCGGGGGGCGGCCCCCGACCGGCGCUGACCAACGAGCACCGCAUCGGCCACGUCGUCUUCGCGACCGGCGGCUCCUCGCCAGCGACGGCCGACGUGGCCAAGCUGGCAGCGCUGCUGGCCGGCGCACACCUGGAGGAGGCCAGCGCGGUCGCGGCCGCCGCGUUCGCGGGAGCGGACGACGCCGACGUGGUCGUGUACGGCGCCAACCUGACGUUCGUGGAAGCCGAGGGCCUGGAGGUGUACGAGCUGGAGCUCGCGGGGCGGCGCCCGGCGCACGUGGAGUACGCCGUGGAUGGCGUCGGCGACGGCGGCGCGGCCGUCGUGCACCGCGACGCCGGCGGGCGGGGCCGGACCGUCGCGGCCGUCCUGCGCCGGGGCGAGGCGGGCCGCCUCCGUGCCGCGAUCCGUGACGCGCUGCGGGUUGCUUGAUGAUCUUGCGGGCAGUAGUCUUGUGGUUUUCAGUACUUGUCAGGUUGAAUAAAUUAGAGGAUGUUGUAGGAUGUACUCUUGUGGCGCAUAUGCUCGCCUGUAUGUGG
Messenger RNA from Zea mays, 1537 nucleotides. RefSeq lists its product as uncharacterized. The record is from RefSeq and is marked validated. Gene Ontology annotation, molecular function: acyltransferase activity, transferring groups other than amino-acyl groups. The transcript is spliced from 2 exons. NCBI's taxonomy places the organism in Eukaryota, Viridiplantae, Streptophyta, Magnoliopsida, Poales, Poaceae. Bases 18 to 1430 code for a protein of 470 amino acids.